AUGGCGAAACAAACACUAUACUCAACAAGGACCCUUUCGCAGUCCCUAUUGCUAUGUCUUUUGGCAGUUGGCUUGCAAGUAGUCGAGAUUCAGGCUUGGACAGUUGGACAAUUCUCCACCACAAAGCCUUCUUUGACAAAGCAAUCGUCAGGAAUUGGCAGCCUUUCUUCGUUGAAGCCACCCAGUACUAUCAAAUCAUGGAGACCAGAUUCCUCAUACCACCGACGCUCGGCACUCUUUGAAAGCACUGAUGAUACCACGGAAGUUUCAGAAUCUGAAAACUUGAAACGGUCUGCCAAACGGAUACGAUUGGAAGCCGAAGAAAUGGAAAUGAAGCUAAUUCAAGAGAAACUGGAGGGCCUAUCCAAGAAGCUGGACAAACUCGACAAAAAGAUUGCAAAGUCGGAACCAGCCGAAAAGGAAAAGAACCUAAAACUGCUAGAAGAAAAGCUAGUUUUGACUCGACAAAUUCAAAUGUUGGAAUAUCGGUUGAACCCAGAUGAAAAGAACGAUCCGAUGAAAAAAACCAUGGUCCAAACGAAACCCAUGACGUCUCAAGACGAAAAAAUUGAAACCAAGAAUGAUGAAAUGGUCACCAUGCGUGUGAACUUGGACAACAAUUCCAUCCAAUUUGUUUCUGUCGAUAAUAACAAGACCGAGACGAUCGUCUCAGAUUUUAACCAAGACAACAUGACCGACGAAGAAAUGAUUGAAAAGUUUACCACCCAGGACGUUGAAAAUAUAGUUUUCUCAGUUGGGGAUGAAGGAUUCGAUAUGGGAUCCAUGUUUAACUUUACGGAGGAGCGGGAUUGUAUAUGGCAAUCCAACGAGACAGAAUAUGUCGGGCCACUUUCUCAGGAUGAUUUGCGAAUCAUUGACGAGUUAGAAGAAAACUGGCAAGCUGUCUUGGAUCUUAAAAAAGCGACCAGGAACAAAAAGUCUCCAUUUGAGAUAGCCAUUAAAUUUGGAGAUGAUGACAAGGAUGAAGCAAGUGAGACGAAGGAGGAAGUAGACAUGGAGGUUGCUCGGACCAUGCAAUUUGCCAAAACCACCUUUGUCGAGGCCCGGGCCGGGAAUAUCUCGAAAUCUGAGCUUGACAUCAUUCGUGGCUUUAGUAAAGCAGUCAACUUUUGUCAGACCAAUCUACCCUUCUUGGUUGAAGUUGCCAUGAAUUUGUUGGAAGGGUACAAGGUGAAUGAAGAGGAUCCAUUGUACAUGGAACGUUUCAAUCUCUUCGCCGAAGCCUACGAUUCCAGCCUCUUUUCGCUCCAACGAAAUCGACAAGAAGAAGGAAUCCAGAAGGUAUUUUGCGAAGAGGUCUUAGAUCCCAAUCCCAAGCUAUUUUCAAGGACCGCCAAACCGCGACAGGUUGGGUCAGCUUUUUUGUUCGAUGGAAAAGUGGUCGAGAGAGAUGGCGACAAAGUGAUAAGUGGAUUGAAGGAAGCAUUGGAGCAGUCUUCUCUGAAGGACAAGAUCAAUAUUUUUUAUCUUCGGGAUCCUUCACCCCAAAUUGAAUUGGAUGAAGUGCAACAGGCGGAUUAUAUUCAAAACAAUGGGGGAGAAGACGACAUUGGUAGAGCUUUGGAAUUGGUGAAUGGAUUUGAGCCUCCUGCCUUGCUCAUUACUGGAAAGAACUUGGAUUCAGACAAGCCCAUCGAUACUCGGUUGGGAAUUACAACCUUUGCCUUCUUGGACCUCGUCACAACCAUUGGAACCUUCUACUACCCAGACGCACAGCCCAACUACGUUCAAGAAUUUGUCACAGGAAUCCAAAGUCCGGUUCUGCUCUAUCUAUUGGGAACCUUUGCACUACAGCAUGUCAUUCAACUCUUGUUGGCGCUAAAGGGAGGCUUCAAGAUUUCACCGCUCCCCACACUCAUUCCAGGUUUGUGGGGAAUUCCUUUGGUCGGCAGCGCCGUAUUCAUCAAUUCUCCUCCAAAGAACAAAAACGACAUGUUUGAUUUUGGAUUCCUUGCACCAUUCGUUGGAUUCUUAAUCAGCUAUGGAUUCAUUGUCUUGGGACUCGAAUCGACCAUGCAAGUGACCAAUGCCGCAGAUUUUGCCCAAAUGCCACACUUUGAAUUGGAAACUUUGAAACAAAGCUUCUUGACGUCGGCCACCAUCGAAAGUCUCAUGGGCACCAAUACGCUGCUCUCCUUGGGCGACGGAGCGUCCUCGUCAGUACCAUUGGAUCCCAUGGUCAUUGCUGGUUAUCUUGGUUUGAUGAUUAAUGCUAUUCAAAUGUUUCCAAGCAUGGUGGAUACCAAUGGCGGUCGUGCUGCUAGUGCUGCCUUGGGCCGCUUCUCCAUUGGAUAUGGUGGUCUGGCCGCCUUGAGCAUCUUCUUCUUGUUGGUACAAUCCUACAGAGGUGGAUCCCCAACCCUAGACUUUGUGGCACUGCUGUAUACAUUCCGCUUCUUUUUUAGCCCUGAAAUGCCAUGCCAGAACGAUGUUGACAAUGCCUCCUCCGCACGUCUAGUGGCACUGGGAAUCUCCCUUUUACUUGUUUUUCUGACUCUGUCACCAGCCUGA
Messenger RNA from Cylindrotheca closterium, 2532 nucleotides. The record is from the annotation of a GenBank genome assembly. NCBI's taxonomy places the organism in Eukaryota, Bacillariophyta, Bacillariophyceae, Bacillariales, Bacillariaceae.